AGGAAUCAGACUAACAAAUGCGAAUAAGAAUUAGAAGGGCCGUUACAAACCUGAUACAUCAACUUUUUACCUUGCUUACCCUACUACUACCAAUUGCCGCCGUCGUUUCAGACGGAAGUUUCCUAUGGUGGUGCAAUAGAUUGAGGAAACAUUUAAGAUGACUGAACUGGAGUAUGAUGCUGAUGACAAUUUGGGAGAGGAAGAUGAGGAGGGAGGUUCAUGGAUGUUUGGAGGGCGAGCAGCAAGUGUGUUUCUCAUAGAUGCAUCGAAAUCGAUGUUUGAUCCACCCUCCAACAGUGGAGAUGAUGAUGAUGAUACACCAUUCAAAAAAGCCAUGAGGUGUGUCCAUACUACCCUAAUGCGCAAGAUAGUCACAAGUGACCAGGACUUGAUGUCGGUUGUGCUUUUCAAUACAAGAGAAAUGAAGAAUUCAACAGAUUUUGCCAAUGUUUACAUUUUACAAGAUUUAGAACGUCCAGGAGCAGAGAAGGUUCUCCAACUUGAACAACUUUUACAAAUGCCAUCCAACGACUUUGACAGGAAGUAUGGCCAUUCUGUUGGAGCUAAUAUCCAUGAUGCAUUGAGAGUGUGCCAAGGAAUUUUUACAAAAAGUACCACCAAACUUUCUGGCCAAAAUAUUUUGCUGUUUACUAACUGUGAUGACCCUCAUCCUGGGGACAAUCAGAAGCAGCGCCAGGCUCGUCAAAAGGCUGGUGAUUUAAGAGAAGCCGGAAUAGUUUUGGAAAUAAUACAUAUGGGAGAGCACUUUGACGUGAAAAAGUUUUACAAGGACUUGAUAAUUCGUGAGGAUGAAGAUGAAGACUCACAGGAGGGCAUUAUUCUGGCUAAUCCAACCAAUCGUAUUGAAGAGCUUAUGGACAGAGUGAGACGAAUUGAACAUAAGCAGAGAACUUUGGGUAGAGCCAUUUUUACAUUAGCUCCUGGUGUUGAAAUGUCUGUUUCUAUUUACACAGGUGUAAGAAAAACAUAUAAACCAUCAAAAGUGAAACUUUGGAAAGUUACCAAUGAAGAAGUGAGGUAUAUGAAGAAGGAGUACCUUGAGGAUAAUGGAGAACUACUACUGCCAUCAGACUUUGUUAAAUAUCAAGAAUAUGGAGGAAAGAAAAUUAAAUUUACAUUGGAUGAAGUUCGCAACCUGAGCAGCGUUUAUCCUCCAGGCAUUGAACUUAUUGGAUUCAAGCCACUCAGCUUCAUCAAGCCAUAUUUUCAUGUCAAACCUGCCAAUUUUGUUUAUGUUGAUGAGAAAAUGAUUGAUGGUAGCAAGAAGAUGUUUGCAGCUUUGCUAGAGAGAUGUCUACAUAGAAAAGUGGCUCCAAUAGUACGUUUCAUUCCACGAAAGAAUACAUCAGUCUCAUGGGCAGCGCUUAUUCCACAAGCAGAAGAAUUAGAUGGGAGCAAUUGUCAAGUUGUUCCUCCAGGGUUUAUUGCAUGCCAUCUCCCAUUUGCAGACGAUUUUCGCAAUAUUGAGAUGGAGAAUAUGACUCGUGCUACUCCAGAUCAAGUUGAUGCAGCAAAGGCAGUCAUACAAAAACUGCACUUCACAUAUAAUCCUGAAGGCUUUGAUAAUCCAAGCCUUCAAACUCACUGGCGUAACAUUGAGGCUCUAGCACUGAAUAGGUCUGAAUUGGAACCUGUUUCAGAUCACACAGUUCCUCCCAAUGAUCGAAUUCUUAAGAAAGCGGGUAAACUACUAGAUGAACUUCGGGACUUAGUGUAUCCACCCUCUUAUGAUCCAGCUAACCCUCCAAAGAAAAGGCCAACAGCAUCAUCUACUCCUGCACCAAAGAAACCAAAAAUUGACCCAAAAAGUAUGAGUGUAGAAGACUUGGCAAAAGAAGGAAAAGUUGACAAAUUAAACAUGGAUCAACUGAAGUCCUGGCUUCAAGAACGAGGUGUCAGGGUCACGGGGAAGAAGAAAGCACAGUUAGUGCAGGAUGUUAUGGAUGAAUUAGGUGCAUAGAAUUUGGAAUGUAUAAUUUAGUUUAUGUAUGAUGUACAAAGUACUUCAGAUACUUUCAGUUCCUUUUUGGUUUUCCAGGUAACUGUUUGUUAUUCUGAAGAAAAAUGCACUUGAGAUGCACUUUUGAAAUUCAGGUGCCUUACUCUUAUUC
Molecule: messenger RNA, 2132 nt
Organism: Macrobrachium nipponense
Lineage: Eukaryota; Metazoa; Arthropoda; Malacostraca; Decapoda; Palaemonidae
Product: X-ray repair cross-complementing protein 5-like
Exons: 13
Coding region: 158-1981 (607 amino acids)
Biological process (GO): telomere maintenance; double-strand break repair via nonhomologous end joining
Cellular component (GO): nucleus; Ku70:Ku80 complex
Molecular function (GO): DNA helicase activity; damaged DNA binding; telomeric repeat DNA binding
Source: RefSeq, a predicted model, not a curated record